Messenger RNA from Tetrahymena thermophila SB210, 2271 nucleotides. RefSeq lists its product as hypothetical. The transcript has 5 exons. Lineage: Eukaryota; Ciliophora; Oligohymenophorea; Hymenostomatida; Tetrahymenidae. The record is from RefSeq and is a predicted model, not a curated record.
AUGGCGCAUAAAACUCUAUCGCCAGCUUCAUCUCCUUUAUAUAAAUAUAAUAGAAAUAAGGAUGCUAGACUUGAACGAAUGCCUUUCGAUUAAACUUCAAAAUAUUUAGAUUCUUUGUUUGCUGAAGAAAAAGAUUAGGCUUUAAACUCAUAAUUUUAAAAUCAUGCAAGAGAUUAAUAUAAAUGCUUUUGCUAGAUAUGCUUGAAAAAAAACCCUAAUUUAUAAGAAAGCUCACCUAAUAAGACGACUAAAUCAUUUUAUACAAGUUAAGCAUCUCCUUUUAGAUACACUCAUUAGAGUUUUCAUUAGUAGAAUUUAUAAGCAAGUAAUGGUUUUAAUACAGGCGAAGCAAAUUUAAAUUUAGAAUAGUUUGGAAAGCAGAAUGAAACAGGAGCUGAUGUUGGUAUUAAUAACAACUACACUGACAGCUCUCCGUCUAAAAACCACGAUACAGAUUUAAAUUUUAUUUUAAAAAGAUUGGUACCUCCUUAAAGAGUUUAAAGAACUCUGAGGGUAUUUAUACCCGAAACAGUAUUAUUUUGGAAUGGUGAAGCCAAGUUGCUAGUUCAUACAAAUUACAAAGACAAUCAGUUAAAGUUUAUAAAGCAAAAAGAAAAAUUAUAGUUAAAUGAAAUUCGUAAAUUUUUUAAUGAAAGGAGAACUAAAUAUAGAUAACUAGUUGAGUAAAAGCUGGAAGAAAUGAGAAUCUUUGGUCCAAAUGAAGCUCGUUUUAUUAAAAGACCUUAAGAAAUUAAACUAUUUGACACUUCUAACUCUACACCAACUAAUAAAAAUGAUAAUACAGGAACAAAUUAAAAAGAUUAAACGAAAUUUAGUCAUGUUAAAAAAUCUAAAUUAGCACCUCCAACUUCUGGGGAUUCCUCUAAAAACUCUGCUUCACCAUAUUCAGUUAAAUAAAAUUAAGCUUCGAUGGGGAUGAAUGACUCAUAAGUAAAAAAUGAUGCGAAAAGAUCUAAGUCAAUUACAAAUAGACCAUCAGAGCUAUAGCUAGGAGGAUCAAAUAGCACUAACAACUAGUCUUUUUAGACUAUAGAAAAUAAAGAUGCCAUAAUAUACAAACUUGAUUCCUUUUCAAAGUACGAUCAAGAUCACACAACAGUCAUAAAUGAGUCAGACUUUCUUACUUUGAUGAUGAAAAGAAAAAUUGACCCUAUUUGGUCUAAUGUUCAUUACAUACAAAAUAUCAUUAAGGUGAAAAAGAAUAAAUUUUAGUAUCAGCAUUACUUUUUUAUCUAAGAAGAAGUUAAGGAUGAUGAACUAUUUUACAGAGCAUUCAAGGAUAUAUAAAUAUUAAAUGGAGAAAUUAGUAGCGUCAGCUCAGAAUUUGUUCCAAUUGAUGUAGAAGAGGAAUUCGAAACAAAAUUGAUGUAUGAUCAGAUAGUAGAAUAUUAAAAGUAUAUUACAUGUAAAAUAUUUCACUUCCUUCAGACAUUUCAUAGUGUGACUUUGGAAACGCUAGAAACUGAGUGGCUUUAAGAUGAUACAGGUGCGUUGUAUUUAAUUAAUUGUAAGAACAUAUCUUAUAUAUCUUAAGGACGCACUUAUAUUACGACUGAAAUGUACUAUAAAAGAAUUGAAGAAAAAGCAGAAAAGAAAUUAAGGCUAAAAGAGGGCCUUGAAGAGAAAUAUAAAGACUACAGAAAAGAGGCCAUAUAAAAAUUAUCAGAUGAUAUGAUGAAAAACUACGAAGCUAAAAAAAAGAAGCUAGGAAUUUUAUAAUAAAAAAAAACAAGAGAGGAAGUUGAUAUAUCUGAUGAAGUAUUUUCAAAGAUAUACCCAGAAAUAAAAUUCAAACUUUCUGAUCUAUUGAAGACAGAUGCCCCCAUUAAAGUGUUAUAAUAAGAAAUUUUAGGUGAAAAAAAUAUGACAUUAAGAGAAAAAAACUAAAUAAACAAUUCUCAAAUGUUUAGCAAGGUGUAUCUUUCUCCUAGCAAAUAAAAAGGAUUUACAGAGCUAAAUUCUUUGAACACUUCUUUUACAAUGAGAUAAACAUUUUCAAUAAUGAAUAGAACAAAUCCUCCUCAUAGAAGAAUUUUUUCAGCUUCUAAUAAAAGAAAUAAUUUAGGUUAUGAUUAGCAACAUUCUAAUACUAAAGAUGGUUUUUAUACCACAGCUAUAAAUAAUUUAAUAGAAAACAGUCCCACAAUACAAGUUGUAAAAUCAUAAGCGAUUUCAACUUCAACUACUAAAAAAUGGUUAAAAGUAAAGAAAAAAACUUUACCCUACUAUUUAUUUUGUUCUUCUUAGUGA